GUAAUGAAGGAGCCAGGUUGAAAUGCAGCAGGCCUGUGGCGGUGGAUGUCUAGAUGGGGGAGGUCGACGAGACGCAGGGGCGUGACGCCUCGCUCUGCAGCAGCGCUCACUCGCCUGCGGGAGAAUGGGGGAGAGAGACACAGAAGGGGAGGGAGGAGGAACUUGAAGGAAAAAAGUUAAAAUAAAAAUGGCUUCCUUGUCUUUGGAGUCCACAGAACAAUCUGAAAACGGCCCAAAGGAGUCCACGCAAGAUGAAGCCAAAGUGAAAGAGGAGACGGAUCCGGACGAAGUUUCGGAACAACUGCUCCAAAGCUUCCAGAACUCGGCGCUCAGUUUUUCCACCGAUCAAGUCGCGUGUCUGUGCGAAGCGCUGCUGCAAGCGGGCAAUGUGGAUCGCCUGUGGAGAUUCCUCUCCACCAUCCCUCCUUCGGCCGAUCUGCUACGUGGCAACGAGACCCUGCUGAAGGCCCAGGCUCUGGUCGCUUUCCACAAGGAGGAGUUCAACGAGUUGUACACCAUCCUGGACAGUCGUGACUUCCACCCGAGUAACCAUGGGUUCCUGCAAGACCUCUACUUGAAGGCGCGCUACAAGGAGGCUGAGAGGUCCCGGGGUCGCAGUCUGGGCGCCGUGGAUAAAUAUCGACUGCGCAAAAAGUUUCCUUUGCCCAAAACCAUUUGGGACGGAGAGGAGACGGUGUACUGCUUCAAGGAGAAGUCGCGCAGCGCUCUGAAGGAGUGUUACAAGAUCAACAGGUAUCCCACUCCGGUCGAGAAGAAGAAUUUAGCCAAAGUCACCGGACUUUCUUUGACUCAAGUCAGCAACUGGUUCAAGAACCGCCGACAGAGGGAUCGGACCCCCUCCGGCACCAACAGCAAAAGUGAAUCUGAUGGAAACCACAGUACAGAAGAUGAAGCCAGCAAGGGAGAGCUGGAUGAUAUUGCUGACAAACCUGCUGCUCAAGAGACGGGCAGCUCCAGUGCUUCUUUUAUAUCACUCUCUGGGGCUCCUUGCAGUACUGGUCAGCUUAUUCUCAACAGCACCGGGGGAUUCUUUACAAGCUCUCAUCCACUGCUGCUCAAUGGGAGCCCUAUACUCUCAGGGGCAGGAACAGGGGUCAUCAUCAAUGGGCUGACACUGAGCGAUGGCCACACAGUCACUCUCAGUCCUGUUACAGCUAAUGCACCAUUGCUACUAAAUGGGGCUCAAGUAAUCCCCAAAGAUGACCGGGGCAUCAAUGAUAUAGAGGCCCAAGGCAGCCUGCCCACAGUGGUUCUGAAUCCACAAGCCAGUCUAACUAGCACAAUACCUCUCUCGCUCAGCGAGGACGCAAAAACAGCCAGCAGCAACGUCUCUCCAUUGGAUUUCAUCAGUCUUCCAGAGGCCUUGAAGAAUCCAAGUAACACUCCGUCACUGCCUACAAACUCAAUGUCCUCACCCACCAUCUCUACUGCUGUCAUCUCUCCCACGUCUCUUCCUUCAGUGGCACUGGUCCCAAAUAGUAUUCCUGCAUCAACAGCUGGUUCCAUGAGUCCAGUCAUCUCCAGUCACAUGGUGCCACUACUGCCCACACAGCCACCUGAAAUUGUUGUAAUAGGAAAAGCUGAGUCUCAGUCACCAAUUCGCAGCUCCAUCUCUAGCCCUCAGGUGCUGUCUUUACCCCAGGUGGUUCCAUCAAUACAGGGCGUUCCAGUUUCUCAACUGAUGCAGCAUCCAUCUGGGGCCACAGUGUCAUCCUGCCCCCAGCUUGUUCCAGUCUCCCCGGUCAAUUCACAGUUAGCCCAAGUCCCCAUUCCUCAGUUUCAGACACAGACCUUGCACAUUGGUCCAAGACUUGCGCAAGCACAGCCCCAAUAUGGCUCGAACACAUUAAGCACCAGUAGUGCUUUAUCACUCCCCCAGAUGGCUGAUGGGCAAAUUACACAAGUGCUUACACCUCAGCUAGGAGAUGAAUCUACUUCAGCCACCCUUCCACAGAUACAGACCUCCAUGGGAACACAAGUCAUUCCCAUCUCCUCGCCGACACAAGUUGUGCCCAUAUCCCAAACCAAAGACUCGGGCCAACCUCAGCUGGUCCCCCUGUCACUGCCCCAAUUUAUGCCUGUGUCAUCCAUUGCGGGAACUCCAACUGGAACCCUGUCCUUUCCUCAGGUGGUCCCAGCAACACCAUCUCUCUCCAUUCCGUCCCCUGGAGGUGCUUUCCAGAUUCUGACAUCUGGAUCUGGAACAGGAUUGAGUGUUGCCCAAGGACCGAUAUGCCUUAGUCCAAUAGGGCCUCCCCAGAGUGUCCCUACUGGUACCAUCCCAGGUGUUCAACUUCUCAACUCUGGGGUGAUUCACCUACCUUCUGCCUCUCCAGGCAACAUCCUACUAGCAGGUGGCAUUGGGGGCAGCCCCAUCCUAAGUGUUCAAAAUGGCAAACUCAUCCUCACUAUCCCAGCUGGCAUCCAGUUCACCAGCAUGCCUGUCAAGUCCGUCCCAGACAAUUUGGUCUCAAGUACCCUUGACCCUCAAACCUCAGCUGUACAUCCACUUGAAUAUCAACCAGCACCUUCACUCACUGCUCAAACCUCAUAUUCACUACAAUCAUCUCCUUUGGGGUUUGUUGGCUCCUCUACACUUUACUGCAGCCCUGAGCCAGGAACAAUUGCCAACCCAACCCCAGGAGCCUCUCCUGACAUUCCAGACUCUUCUAGCACUCCCACUCCUACAAGUGUCCUACAAUCCCAGCAGACCCUUAGCCCUGAUAGCAUGCUCCCGCUCAGUCCAAUAUGUAUCGGUGUGGGAACUGGCCACCAACUCUCUCAGCCAGCCUGGAGCCCGUUGUCCUCCUCUGCUGGUCUGACAUUAUUUGACAUGCGUGGGAAAGGAGAUCUCCCAGAGGACCCCGCUUUGUUAGGUUUGCCAGGAGGAGAGUCCCUCCUGUUGGGCACUCCUCCUCCAGGCGAAGAUGUAGAGAGAGAUUCUCAGCUGGAUGAGGUGGAGGACAUGGAUGGGGACUCGAAAAUUCUGACACAACUGCAGUCUGUCCCUGUGGAUGAUGACCUGGGUUUGUAAUCGCCAGUCCUUCUGACAAACUUCAAGAUGCAGUUAAUGUUAAAUCUCAACCUGCAAGACUUGCAUUCGACCAUGUCCCAGAAGUGAGAGGAACUGUGAUUUAUGACCUCAGAGGUUUGGAGUCUUUCCCCACUCUUCCUUAUGUAGAUGGAGUUUUAAGUAGCGGAAGUAUUCAACCUAAUAAUGGAAUCGUAGAAAAGAACCUCUCUUUUAUAAAUGGAAUUCAUUUGUGAAAACUAUAUAUUUAGCAAGGGCAUGACCAUAGAGGUCUAACUACAGUAGAGGGAAGGCACUGCCAUUUUGUCACCGAGAACAUUUGCGUAACUAAUAUUCACCUCUAGGAAUCUAAGGCUGUGUCUACAUGUUAGCCCUUUUUUGAUGAUACACAUAGCUUGAGGCAUGUUACAAGGACUUACAUGACUCCCUAAGUGGUAAAAAGGCACUAAUAUGUCAGAGGCAAUCAAUUUGUUUUAUCUAGGAGUGAAGAGCAUGUGGGAAUGCCUUCUUUUGUGCCUUACAUUUUUGUUACUUCUCAGUUUUGUAGAUUAAAUGACUCUGACAAGUACUUUUAUCUUUUAAGAAGAGAAACAAGUCAUAUUAGGUUUCCCUCUGAGAGGCAAUAUAAUAGAGGUACAUGUUUAUGCUGGUCACAAAACUGUUGUCUUGGAGUGAAAUAAGUCAACUCAAAAAGUAUGAAAUGAGUCUGAACAUGAGCUAGUCAUCCUGUCAGACAUCCUGCACAGGUGGCUCCCAAAGAUACCUGGAUGCACCAACAGCACCCUGCACUGGGAGAAGGAAAUCAGAUUUCAGUAAACUCACAACACUGGGUGGAAGAGAAGACUUGGUUGACAAACUAACCUUUAAAUGUGCCUGUGACAGCUACAUUGGAUAUACUACAUCCUCACUGCUCAGUUCAGGUGCCGUUUUAAUAGUUUUUUGCUUUAACGUUCAAUUGGCUUAAGUACCUUUUAUAGGUGACUAGAUGGUGCGUGUCUGAUUUGUUGAUGCAAAAUGCUUGGAUUUUGAACAUUACACUUCGAACACACAGUGAAGCACUCUGUUGUUUUAUAUUCCAUGUAUACAGUAUCUUGCAGCAUAAAUUUAUGAUGGCACACUAAACUGACCAUGGAUAUCCUAUACUUGUAUGAUAGAUAAUUGACAUUGGUUUCCAUAGAUAAACCAUUGAGCUUACCCAAGCAUUCCAGCUCAUUACCAUAAAACUGUGCAUAAACCUAAUAGGCUUGAGUGUUUGAAGGGAAUUGAAGUACUGAAUAUUUGUCUAUGCAACUGUUCCACAUGAAUCCUAAGAUUUGUUUACUGUUUAAAACAGCCACUUCUUACACUACAAAUCCAUCAUGUACAUAUACAGUGAAAUGUGUUUUGUUUUUAUUGUUUAUCUUGUCUUUUUAUAUUUCAAAAUCAAAUAUUUUAAUUGUAGAAUUUCCACAUAGCUUCAGGAAAUGUGUUUUUGCGCUUUCCCCGCUUGAUUCUUAUCAAAUGCAAUUUAGGUGAUUCAAAGCUACAAGUAUGACUUUUUCAACAGGUAAUUGUCACUACUACCAAAGUGGUUUGCUUAUUGCAGAGCACAGCUCUGUAUAUUUUGCACAUUUUAUCCUUUUUAUUCAUGGAGCUUUUACUUUUUUUUUUUUUCUCUGGCCCCACAAAAUGUGGUGCUAUUUUUAAACCAUUCAAAUACAAUAAGGCUUGGCCUGUGAGAUUUUGACUGGUGCACAGUAGUCACCCUUAGUAGUCACUCUAGCCUUAAGUGUACCUGUCACUAUAUGUUUUCUUUAAGAAUAUUUAAUGCAUUUAUCAAUGAUUUCGGGGUCAUUUAACCUUAAAGCUGUUUCCCUCAUUCUAGCUUAGGUUUACACUCCAUUUUGUGAUAUAACACAAAAGAGAUUUUGCUAUGUGUAGCAUCUUUUUUAAAAUUUCUUUAUUAAAGUGUUUGUAUUUUACACAUUUAUGUUACAUAGGACUUGUUGCAUUGACUUGCCAAAGCACCUGGACAAUGUUUUAACUUUUUUGGAAAGUAAGGGAAUGUGUGCGUUUGUGUUUGUCCCCGAGUAUUGCUAUUACUCCUCCAGAAUGUAAUGAUUACUAAGUUAAUGCACAUGUAUUUUAGUCAGUAGAGAUAUAUUUGUUUGUUCUAUUCACUCUUUAAUACUUUCGCUUCACUUUCAUGUACAAACAUAAAAAUAUGCAGUUGAUCAAACCAAAGAGUUUUUUUUUUUUCUUGAUCGUUUUGUUUAGUAAA
Sinocyclocheilus grahami is the source of this 5312-nucleotide messenger RNA. Its product is annotated as homeobox protein SIX5-like. The record is from RefSeq and is a predicted model, not a curated record. Bases 188 to 3055 code for a protein of 955 amino acids. NCBI's taxonomy places the organism in Eukaryota, Metazoa, Chordata, Actinopteri, Cypriniformes, Cyprinidae. Gene Ontology annotation, biological process: regulation of transcription by RNA polymerase II. Gene Ontology annotation, cellular component: nucleus; transcription regulator complex. Gene Ontology annotation, molecular function: RNA polymerase II cis-regulatory region sequence-specific DNA binding; DNA-binding transcription factor activity, RNA polymerase II-specific. The transcript has 3 exons.